Indicator indicator is the source of this 3561-nucleotide messenger RNA. It is a transcript of the gene IRS1, whose product is annotated as insulin receptor substrate 1. Gene Ontology annotation, cellular component: cytosol; plasma membrane. Lineage: Eukaryota; Metazoa; Chordata; Aves; Piciformes; Indicatoridae. Bases 55 to 3561 code for a protein of 1168 amino acids. Gene Ontology annotation, biological process: insulin receptor signaling pathway. The record is from RefSeq and is a predicted model, not a curated record. The transcript has a single exon. Gene Ontology annotation, molecular function: phosphatidylinositol 3-kinase binding; insulin receptor binding.
GCAUUGGGGUCUCUCGGACUGCUGGCUGCAGUAACAGCUCCACCGCUUCUCACCAUGGCAAGCCCCACGGAUAAUAAUGAGGGCUUCUUCUCGGAUGUCAGAAAGGUGGGUUACUUGCGCAAACCUAAGAGCAUGCACAAACGUUUUUUCGUGCUGAGGGCAGCCAGCGAGUCUGGACCCGCCCGGCUGGAGUAUUACGAGAAUGAGAAGAAAUGGAGACACAAGUCAGGGGCCCCCAAGCGCUCCAUCCCACUGGAAAGCUGCUUUAACAUCAACAAACGCGCUGACUCCAAGAACAAGCACCUGGUGGCCCUCUACACCAAGGACGAGCACUUUGCCAUUGCAGCUGACAGUGAGCCUGAACAGGAGAGCUGGUACCAAGCGCUGCUGCAGUUGCACAACAGGGCCAAGGGCCACCACCACUUCCAUCAUCAUCACCACCACCACCACAGUGAUGUCACCUUUGGAGGCAGCAACUCUGGGCUGGGGGAAGCAGGUGAGGACACCUAUGGUGAGGUAGCCCCUGGCCCAGCUUUUAAGGAAGUUUGGCAAGUAAUUCUGAAGCCUAAGGGCCUAGGCCAGACAAAGAACCUGAUUGGCAUCUACCGCCUGUGCCUGACUAACAAGACCAUCAGCUUUGUGAAGCUGAAUUCGGAUGCGGCUGCUGUGGUGCUGCAGCUGCUCAAUAUCCGACGCUGUGGUCACUCUGAGAACUUCUUCUUUAUUGAGGUGGGACGCUCAGCCGUCACUGGGCCUGGUGAGUUCUGGAUGCAGGUGGAUGACUCUGUGGUGGCGCAGAACAUGCAUGAAACCAUCCUGGAGGCUAUGCGAGCCAUGAGUGAGGAGUUCCGGCCCCGCAGCAAGAGCCAGUCCUCCUCAAACUGUUCUAACCCCAUCUCUGUGCCCCUUCGCAGCAGGCACCAUGUCAACAACCCUCCACCCAGCCAAGUGGGGCUCAGCCGCCGGUCCAGAACUGAGAGUGUCACUGCCACCUCUCCUGCUGGGGGUGGAGGAACGGGUGGCAAACCUAGCUCAUUUCGGGUGCGAGCAUCGAGUGAUGGGGAAGGCACAAUGUCAAGGCCUGCCUCAGUGGAUGGUAGCCCAGUAAGUCCCAGUGCCAACCGGACCCAUUCACAUAGGCACCGGGGAAACUCCAGGCUCCAUCCUCCACUCAACCACAGCCGCUCCAUCCCUAUGCCCUCCUCACGCUGCUCUCCUUCAGCCACCAGCCCAGUUAGUCUGUCCUCCAGCAGCACAAGUGGCCAUGGUUCCACCUCAGACUGCCUGUUUCCACGAAGGUCCAGUGCAUCAGUUUCUGGCUCCCCUAGUGAUGGUGGAUUUAUUUCUUCUGAUGAGUAUGGUUCCAGCCCAUGUGACUUCCGUAGCUCUUUUCGCAGUGUGACUCCGGAUUCAUUGGGACACACCCCGCCAGCUCGGGGUGAUGAAGAGCUCAACUAUAUUUGCAUGGGGGGGAAGGCCACCUCCUCAUGCAGCAGCCUUGCUGCCCCCAAUGGCCACUUUAUCCCACGCACCUGCCACCCACCGCAGCAACCCCGCUACCCUAGUACACCAUGCUGCCCUCGAGGUGGUGGCGAGGAGGUGGCUGAUCUGGAGAAGGCAUUCAGGAAGAGGACUCACUCUGCAGGCACUUCACCCACCAUCUCCCACCAGAAGACACCCUCACAGUCUUCAGUGGCCUCCAUUGAGGAGUACACAGAGAUGUUGCCUUCUUAUCCCUGUAGCAGCAAUCGUCUGCCCUCCUACCGGCACUCAGCCUUUGUGCCCACACACUCCUACCCAGAGGAGUGUCUGGAGAUCCACCACCUGGACAGUGGUCAUCAUCGAACCAACUCUGCACCACACACAGAUGAUGGCUACAUGCCUAUGUCACCUGGUGUCGCCCCUGUGCCCAGUGGUGGGGAGCCCCCCAAGGGUGGUGACUACAUGCCCAUGAGCCCUAAGAGUGUGUCAGCCCCACAGCAGAUCAUCAACCCAGGCAGGGGCGGCCGCCACCCUCCAGCCACGGUGGACUCUAAUGGCUACAUGAUGAUGUCCCCCAGUGGCAGCUACUCCCCUGACAGUGGCUCAGCAGGCUAUGGCAAGAUCUGGACAAACGGCACUGGCCACCACCCCAAACUCUCAGUGGAGAGCAACGAAGGGAAGCUCCCGUGCACCGGCAGCGACUACAUAAACAUGUCCCCAGCCAGCGGUUCCACCACCAGCACCCCACCUGACUGUUACUUUGCGGGUGCAGGACAGCCAGGCGUUGAGGAGGCCACCACAGCCCACCACAAACCGAUCUACUCCUACUUCUCCCUGCCACGCUCCUUCAAGCACGUGCACCGGCGGGGCGGUGGAGGGCCACUGAUGGCGGCUGAGGAAGGCAGCCCUCAGCCCCGCAUGGUACUCGGAUCCAGCCGCCUUCUCUACGCUGCCGAGGACUCAUCCUCGUCCACCAGCAGCGACAGCCUGGGUGGUGGUGGUGGCAGUGGUGGUGGCACCGAGGUUGGCCCCCUGCCACAGUCGCAGCCCCCGCGCAGGGUCGACACGGCUGUGCAGACUAAGGGCCGGUUGGCACGACCGACGCGGCUGUCGCUGGGCGGCCCCAAGGCCAGCACCCUGCCCCGGGCCCGAGAGCAGCCCCCGCUCCUCUUGCCCCCGGAGCCCAAGAGUCCCGGCGAGUACAUCAACAUCGAGUUCAUCGCUGGCGAGAAGCCGGCCUUUCCCUCGGCCACCCUGGGGCUGGGCAGCGAGGCCGCCGAGGAGUACAUGAAUAUGGAGCUGGGUCCCCCGCGGGCCGUCGCCUCUGCGACACGGCCCGGCCGAAGUGCGGCCCCCAGUUCGCGGGACUACGUGGCGAUGCAGCUGGGGGCAGCUGGAGGCUCCUGCCUGGACUGUGCCGGUGGUGCUUCUCCCUGCUCGCCUGCCCUCCUGCUCGGCUAUGCCGACAAGCCCCCGCCGGCGGCGGCGGCCGCGACCACGGCGGUGGCUUCCCCGGAGAUUACGCGGCCGCCGGCCGAACUAUCAGCGGCCCCGCCGCGCUCCUCCUCCCUGUUGGGGGGCCCUGGCGCGGGCAGCGCCUUCACCCGCGUCAGUCUCAGCCCCGGCCGGAACCAGAGCGCUAAGGUGGUGCGGGCCGACCCUCAGGGCGGACGCCGCCGGCACAGUUCCGAAACCUUCUCGUCCACGCCGAGCUCCGCCCGUGGACCGGCAGCCGCCGGCGGCGGGGGGGCUGGGACUGCUUUGCCAUGCGGCGGCGCGGGGGGAGCCGAUGAGGUGAAGCGACACAGCUCGGCCUCCUUCGAGAACGUCUGGCUGCGGCCCGCUGCGGGGGAGGCGGCCCGGCGGGAGCAGCCCACCCUGGAGAACGGCCUGAACUACAUCGACCUGGACCUGGUGAAGGACUUCAGCCACCGCCGCUACCGCCAUCUCCACCCGCCCGCCGACACCGGCGGGAAGCAGCCAGUGAAGUCCCCGGGACAGGCCCGUGGGAACGGCCACGCCAGCGACGACCUGAGCGCCUACGCCAGCAUCAGCUUCCAGCAGCGGGAGGAGGUGUAG